This is a messenger RNA of Adelges cooleyi (spruce gall adelgid), 476 nucleotides long. RefSeq lists its product as uncharacterized. Bases 3 to 329 code for a protein of 108 amino acids. Lineage: Eukaryota; Metazoa; Arthropoda; Insecta; Hemiptera; Adelgidae. The record is from RefSeq and is a predicted model, not a curated record. The transcript is spliced from 10 exons.
AGAUGGAUUCUAAAAAAAUCAUUACAAUGACCAUCGUGUCACUUAUUAUCUUAAUAGCAAUUACAGCCGUUUAUGGGAGACCCAGCCAAGAAGAAGACGAUAAAGAAAAACAACGUAUUAGCCACGCUGUCAGAGAUAGUGAUAAUUUCAGUUAUUCCAGCCUAGUAGGUCAUGUAUGGGAUAAACAAGUAAAACGUAAAUCUAAACCCGGCAAAUCAGGUGAAAAUUCCGAAAUACCGAAUAAAAUUGAUUGCAAGCAUUGUGGAGUUGUUAACUAUCGGCACAACCUAAAGUGCACGAGUUGUGAGCAACCGAUAAAGCUUGUAUGACACAUAAUGCUGGACCGUCAUGCAUCUUCACUCAGAUAAAAAAAUAAAGUUUUCAUUCUACAGAAAUAUAUUUUAUAGUAAUUUUAAGUAUUGUAUUUAUAUCUAACGCAUUGAUUUGUUGUAAAAACUUUUAAUUAUUAUUCAGUU